This is a messenger RNA of Danaus plexippus (monarch butterfly), 1289 nucleotides long. It is a transcript of the gene Tmlh, whose product is annotated as trimethyllysine dioxygenase, mitochondrial. Gene Ontology annotation, cellular component: mitochondrion. NCBI's taxonomy places the organism in Eukaryota, Metazoa, Arthropoda, Insecta, Lepidoptera, Nymphalidae. Gene Ontology annotation, molecular function: trimethyllysine dioxygenase activity; iron ion binding. The record is from RefSeq and is a predicted model, not a curated record. The transcript has 8 exons. Bases 121 to 1233 code for a protein of 370 amino acids. Gene Ontology annotation, biological process: carnitine biosynthetic process.
GUUACUAUCGUUUGACCUCACACGUCAAAUAUUACGAGAUAACUGUGUAUCUCUCCGUCACAUAAAUAGUCGCUUUAUGAUUCCGAAGUUGUGUAAUUGGGAAUACAGUUAUUAAUAAAAAUGUCUGCUAUAACCGAUGUUAAUAAGUUUGAUAGAGCUCUAAAUAUAAAAUUUGAAAAUGGAACUUCUUUAAGUGUUGAAGAUUGCUGGCUUCGAGAUAAUUGCAGAUGUUCGUCGUGCUAUCGCUCUGAUACUUUUCAAAAAGCUAAUUACCUAUUAGAACUAUCAGGCAUCAAGAUAAGCACUUUUAAAUUCGACGCUUGUAAUCUAUACAUCGAAUGGAAUGACAAACAUCAGUCGACAUACGAAGCAUCUUUUUUAAUAAAAUUUCAAUAUGAUAAAUGGAAAGACAGUAGAAAACUAAGACCAAUAUUAUGGAAGGGUUUGGACAUUGAAAAUAAAAUAGCAAGGGUUCAUGCCCGUGAAUUCCUUAACACCGAGAGUGGUGCUAUCACAGUAUUCAAAUCUCUAAUAGACUACGGCGUUGCUUUAAUUGAUCAGGUAGGUGUAUCUCUGGAAGCUACGGAACAGGUGUGCAAAGCGUUAGGUGGUGUACAACAUACCUUGUUUGGAGGCAUGUGGCAGUUUACCUCCGUCCAGGACUACGCUGACACCGCUUACACGAAUCUGCCAUUAGCUGUGCACAAUGAUAACACUUACUUCAACGAGGCAGCUGGCCUCCAGAUACUGCAUUGCCUGGAACAUUCCAAUGGAGAAGGCGGAGAAACAAUUUUAGUUGAUGGUUUUUUUGGAGCUACGAAAUUGAAAAAUGAAUUCCCUGAGGAUUUUGAGUUCUUGACUAAUUUUAAUUUAGACGCGGAAUAUUUGGAAGAUGGUCAUCAUUAUAAAUAUUCGGCACCUGUUAUAAAUGUUGACAAGGAAAAGAAUUUGGAACAAAUAAGGUUUAAUGUUUACGACCGCUCACCGAUGGCAUUCUCUAGUGGUGAGGAAUGCAGGUCAUACUACCGCGCGCUAUGGAAUCUCUCGACCUAUUACCAAAAUACCGACUGUCAAUGGAAAUUUAAAUUAUACCCAGGUUUGGUGAUGGUGAUGGACAACUUCAGAGUACUUCAUGGAAGAACAGCUUUCACAGGAAAUCGUAUAAUAUGCGGUAGUUACGUGUCACGUUCCGAUUGGCUUAAUAAAGCACGAGCUUUGAAACUUAUACAAUAGCAGUGCUUGUUUUGUGCUUCAAUAAUUAAAAUAAAUUGUUUGUGACGAUGUCAUAA